UAGAAUAUUAAUGAACAGGGUAUACAUCGCCAAGUCACUGGACUUUAAAAAUAACUGGACACUGACCUCUAUUUGCGUUAACUUCUUAAACUCUGCUAAAGUUUCAAAGCUGUAAUCAAUCUUUAGCCAUCGACACUUGACCAAGAAUAGUGGCCAGUGAAAGAACAAUGGACAAAAGCAUGCGUCCUCACGUUCCCUGCAAUGGCUGAGUGUCCUUCUUGGAUUACACUGAAGACACCAUUCACAGGGUUGUGCUGAACACCAAACACACAGACACAGCUGCAGAGAUCAUCCAAUUCUUUCCGGAGCGAAUGUCCUGUCUGAGGCGCCAGCCUGUGACCAUUCCAAUGGAUACUGUCAAGAUCAUCCAGUCGGAGAAAUUCCCACGGGAUUGUCCUGUUCCUGUGACCCAGCCCCGCUUUGCUCCUCCUCCCCGUGUGGCCUGGGAUGGAGGAGGUGAAGGUGAGGUCAUCGUCAACCAGGCCUGCAGUGACCUGUCCAUUGAGGUGAACGGUAACACCAUGGUCAACCCACGUCCUCUGGCAUCACCUCCAGCACCAGUCCUCCGUCGUGAAGCUAGCUAUUUAGCCCAACGUAAGGCUAGCAACAGCGAGAUAUGCUACCACCAAUUCCACUACAAGAUGGAUGACGUAAUCGUGAACCAGUACGUCCUGCGCUCUUCAUCCACCUCAUCCUCCUCGUCGUCUUCAACGUCUUCGGGCCCGGUGAUGCCAUGUGAGCCACUGGAUUGCCCGACUUGCGGGCACACGUACAACUUUGCAGGGAAGCGUCCAAGAAUCCUGUCCUGCCUGCACUCGGUGUGUGAGGAGUGCCUGCAGAUCCUGUACGAGUCCUGCCCCAAGUAUAAGUUCAUCUCGUGCCCCACGUGCCGCCGCGAGACCGUUCUCUUCACUGACUAUGGUUUGGCUGCGCUCGCCAUCAACACCAGCAUCCUGAGCCGCCUGCCAUCUGAGCCUGGAGGGGCCGUACAAUGGGGAGGAGAUGCCGAUCGCAGCUGCUACCAAACGGUGCGCCAGUACUGCCAAUCGGCCUGCACGUGCCACAUUGCUAACCCGCUCUCCACCUGCGGCAUCAUGUAGAUGCAGAUCUAAAAUAGCCCACCAAGUGGUGCUGUUCGAGCCAAAUCCAAGAAACCACGAAACCACAAAACCAGUGACCCCACUAUUCCAAAAAAAAAAGCUCGCCAUCUUACCCUGCCAAUGCACAUAUUAUCUAUAGGUCUAUUUAGCGCAGACGGUUGCUGUCUGGACUUUAAAGAAGUGAAAGAGACACUUGUGCAAGGAGCCAAGAGAAAUGUUAUAUCAGAGUAAAUGUAUUUUAUGUAUGAACUGAUUGAUCCCUUUUCCCUCCAAGUUCCUGUUUAUCUUGUUUGGAUGUGUUUGUCAUUGACAUCUCUUCACAUGGGAAUGCCAAGGAGACUUUGUCUCCCCCUCUC
Messenger RNA from Neoarius graeffei (lesser salmon catfish), 1456 nucleotides. It is a transcript of the gene rnf208, whose product is annotated as ring finger protein 208. Lineage: Eukaryota; Metazoa; Chordata; Actinopteri; Siluriformes; Ariidae. Gene Ontology annotation, molecular function: ubiquitin protein ligase activity. The record is from RefSeq and is a predicted model, not a curated record. The transcript has a single exon. The coding region runs from base 312 to 1100 and encodes 262 amino acids. Gene Ontology annotation, biological process: protein ubiquitination.